Phalacrocorax carbo (great cormorant) is the source of this 3044-nucleotide messenger RNA. NCBI's taxonomy places the organism in Eukaryota, Metazoa, Chordata, Aves, Suliformes, Phalacrocoracidae. The record is from RefSeq and is a predicted model, not a curated record.
GGCUCCGUGAGGCGGGACGGGCGGUGGCGGCGCCGCGCCCUGCCGGGGACAGGCAGCUGGGCUCCGGGCGACAGGGGCGAAGCCGUGUCGUUCCCCCGACAGGAAGCCAGAUGUUCCCCCUGUGGAAGGCCGUUCUGUCGGAAAGCUUACUGGGCUACAUUUCUUGGUCUCUUUACCAUGCACUACCACCGAUGAUCUAUUACUUCCCCCUUCAGACACUGGCACUCACGGGUCUAGAAGUUUUUGCUGUUGCCUUCUUUUCUCCAAUAUUCCUGGUAAUUGGCCCCUUUUGGAGGUUGGCUAACAAUAAGUACAUCCUAGCCCUUCUGAGACUGACUAUGGUUGGAAGCUUAGCAUCAUACCAGGCACCAAAUGCUUCAAUUAGACUGUUCGUCUUGGCUGCAGGUGUUUCCUCCUCAUUGCUGGUGCAAACAGUAACAUGGUGGUCAGGAAACAGUUUACAAAGGUUCAUCAGGAUAUGGGGCUUCAUGCUAGGCAAAAUAAUGCUCCUUGUUCUUCGUAUCUGGUAUACAUCACUAAACCCAGUCUGGAGUUCGCAAGCUGCCAAUACUGUCAUACUGACAAUUGGUUUUAUUGCAGCAGUGGAGCGAAUUUAUUCAGGUAGAGACAAGAGGAAACAAGAAGCAAACAAAACUGGUAAUGCAGUUAGAGAGACUGCUUCCCACCCUCAUUGGCUUUUGUCAGGGAUUGCUUUUGGCAGCCUCAUGUUCCUCACCCUGUGGAUAUUUGGGGAGGUCUCAUUAGUUUCUAGAUGGGCAGUAAGUGGACAUCCACAUACAGGUCCAGAUCCUAAUCCAUAUGGGGGUACAGUUCUGUUGGGCCUGGCUCAUGGACUGAUGCUUUCAUUUUGGAGCUGGUCUUCUGUCACCAGUUUUGCCUGGUUUCUUGUAGGUUUAGCAUCUUCGGCUGGUCUCCUUUAUUUACACACCUGGAGCGCUGCGGUUGCAGGCAAUAUUCUUGCUGUCUUUACUAUGUGUCUGUGGCCUCAACUGGCUGGAUGCUUUGUUAGCUGUCUGUAUCCUGCGAAAGCCAUGAGUACAGCCAUGCUUGCCUAUGUUCUUGAAUUAUUCUUCUGUGUGUGGUGUACAGCUUAUAAAUUUGUACCUGGAGGAAUUUACGCUAGAGAAAGCUCCCAUCUUCUUCUAGGGUUUAUAAUGUUAUGUAUCGGAGUAGUCUUUCUAACAGGACCUAAGAAAGACCUUAGCUCUGUCUUUGAAAUGAAAAGCAACCAAAAACCACUAUUCAAAAAGAGUAAAAACUAUAUUAAAUUACUAUUGUGGCUGGCUGUUGGUGUUGGUCUGCUAGGAUUGGGUCUACGUUAUAAAACUUACCAGAAGAAGUUGGGCCAAGGGGUUCCAAAAAGAGACUUCUCUGCUAUGAUCUGGCCUUUUAGAUUUGCAUAUGACAAUGAAGGAUGGUCUAAUUUGGAAGGAUCAGCUGAUUUGCUUAAUCAGACAGGUGCAGAUUUUAUCACCAUUAUAGAGAGUGAUGCCUCUAAACCAUUCAUUGGGAACAAUGACCCAACAAUGUGGCUAGGAGAAAGACUAGGAUUUUACACAGAUUUUGGUCCAAGCACAAGAGAUCACACUUGGGGGAUUAUGGCACUAUCAAGGUAUCCAAUUGUAAAAUCUACCCAUCACCUUCUUCCGUCGCCAGAAGGAGAGAUUGCACCUGCCAUCUCCAUGACUGUCAACUUCACAGGGAAACUGGUUGAUUUUGUUGUUGCCCACUUUGGAAAUGAAGAAGAGGACUUGGACAGAAAACUCCAGGCUAUAGCUGUUUCAAACCUAUUGAAGACUAGCUCUAAGCAAGUCGUAUUUCUAGGAUAUAUCACUUCAGCUCCUGGAUCCAGAGAUUAUUCUGAAUUGAUAGAAAAUGGAAAUGUCCAGGAUAUUGACAGUACAGAUCAUGACAGAUGGUGUAGCUAUAUUAUGUAUCGCGGCGUAAUAAGGUUGGGCUAUGCCCGCAUAUCUCAUGGUGGUUUAAGUGAUUCAGAAGUCCAGAUGGCCAAAUUUAGGAUCCCAGAUCACUUGGAUAGCUAUGUUGACAAUGACAGAAUUGUCACUGAUCCCAGCCAAGUUCCUGAGGACAUCCAUUUCAAUCCCAGGUUUGGAUCUUACAGAGAUGGACAUAAUUAUGAGCGUAUUCAUCACUUUCAUAUGAGCACUCCCAAAUACUUUAAACAGACAAACUAGAAUGAGAAAAUAACAUACCGUUGGGACCAACAGGGAGAGUUUGUUGCUUGAAACUGAAUCGGCAGCCAAAAAGACUACACUGUUUAAGGGUGAGCAGCUCCCAUGCUGCAUAACACUGUGAAUAUCUGUGUAAUAGCUGGUGACUCUUUUUCUUUAAUGAGUUGUCAUCACUGUGAGAGAGGGAAGACUCAUGCAUUUUGAUAAACCAGUGUCUACCCAGGCCAGAUACCUGCUUUGUACGCAGCAAAGCAAGGGUGGGAAUUUGCUUUGGCAAUAACUCCAACUUUUUUGAAGGUAUCCUAUAUUUUGCUGUUUCAGAGUUGAAUGUUGUCUAUCCACCUUUUCUUCAGGGUCUGGGUAUGACCCCUUUCCUCUCCUAGGAGCUCACUGGAACAAUCGUGAGCAAGAAGUUUCAGCUGACUUCCUGAGGAUGACUGAGGAAAGCAAAAUAACGCGGUAGUGUAGGUAACCUGUUGAUACAUGCCACACCUUGUAGUCCUGCUGCUAUUGCAAUAAAAAGGUUGGCUUUUGGUUUUUCAAAAUAGGAAUGGGACUAGCAUGUUUCUUCAUUGGGAGAUAUGCAGUAACUACGUGUUUGAUGCGUGCACAUUUUUUACUUACUGAAACAGUAUUUACAUCGGCUGCUAUUCCACAUUUGAUUCUUAAAUGAGUUUUAUUAGAACAAUUUGCAGAUGAUUGGUGUUCAUAAUAUUGGCGAAAAGACUGUGACUUUUACAGACUUCUAUUUUUAACAAGGCAUUAGACACUGCAAUGCUUUUACAAAGGGAAGAGUAAAGUACCUCGGAAUAGUUAUUGUUAUGAGACAGU